GCUGCAUGUUUCAUCUUGCCUCAUGCGUGACGACAACCCGGAAAAAGGAAGCCCAAAAUACAUUUGGGCGAUCUUUCUUCAAGCUAGCUAGUGUGUCGCUACAUCCUGAAUGCAUAGCAAAAACAAAUACUUAAGUUAGUAUUACAACAGCGCUGCUGGUGAUUCUGCAGCCGUCGUGCAAAUCGUCUUGCCUGUGGGAAAAUGUCGUCUGGCAGGGAAGGAACCUGGACAUUUGCUGUAGCCGCAAUAGUGACUUUAUUUCUGCUGGAUGUUGUUGGUUUUGCACAGGCGAAGAACUUUGAGGAUGUUCGUUGCAAGUGCAUCUGCCCACCAUACAGAAACAUCACUGGCCACAUAUAUAACAGAAACGUCUCCCAGAAGGAUUGUAACUGCCUCCAUGUAGUGGAGCCCAUGCCAGUGCCUGGCCAUGAUGUGGAAGCUUACUGCCUGUUGUGUGAAUGCAAGUAUGAGGAACGAAGUAGCAACACCAUCAAGGUAACCAUCAUCAUUUACCUGUCUGUUGUGGGUGCACUGCUGCUCUACAUGCUGUUCCUGCUCCUGGUAGAUCCUCUUAUUCGCAAACAUGACCCCUAUACCCAGCCACUGCACAACGAGGAGGACUCUGAGGAGAUGCGUCCGCAGGUGGACAAUGCCCAGGCCAGAGGAAACACAGUGCUGGAGCGGGUUGAGGGAGCACAGCAGCGCUGGAAAAAGCAGGUCCAGGAACAGCGCAAGACUGUUUUUGACCGCCACAAGAUGCUUAGUUAAACCCUACAGCUGACCUUAAACCAGGUUUAGAGUAGAUAACUUCCCUGGGCUCAGCACUAUUACACUGUCACCAGCUCCACUAUUACUAACCUGUUUGUCAUUGCUGUGCACUGCACCCUCUGAAUAAGUAUUUCCUUACUAAGAAACAUUUAAACACACUGGUCUAAGAAGCAUAUAUUUUUUAUUUAUUAUAUGUAACACUUUAGGCUAAGUUGCAGUUGUGAAAAAACUGCAUGUUUUCACACUCUUAACAGCUAGAAAUCAUCUCAAUCAUUUUAGCAAUUUGCAAUGCAACAGCUUUUGAAUGUCUUGAUAAAGUAAGAACCUUUUUCGUCUAUUUAGCCAGACUGAAUAGCUUUUAAGCUUCUUCAUGAAAAGUUUUCUUGCUGGCUACUUGCUUAUUUGGUAUGAAAUCAAGCUGUUUUUCUUGUAGCAUAAUUUAUCAAGUUACCUCAGAACAGGUAAGCUUUAUGUAUGUGAAUGGUCAAUUUAGCUAUUUUGGUAGAAAGAGUACCCUACCUGUGCUACUGCCAAGCAUUGCACAUGUCCUAGUUUAGCACUAAUAAUAAUUUAUUUAUAAUAAUAAUAAUUAUUAUUAUUAUCAUUUAUUUGUCCCCCAUUGCUGUGCAUAGUAACCUGGGCAUGUUUAGCAUCUUCAAUUUAGGGCUUUGUAAUUUUAAAGCUUUGAAAUUGCUACCUUUUAAGAUAGCCCCAAUAUGUGCCUUUUUCUGUUUCUCUCCUUGUGUGGGUGAAUGUGUGACAGCAAACCCCGGUGCAAAACUUGGCUCUUAAAUGUUAGCAGUUCACAGCUUUUAAAACAUGACAGAUGGUAAAGUCUACCAAUAAAUUUUGGCAGGUAUAUCGUCCUCCAAGUAGUAUAAAUUAAAUAUUUUAUCUUGAAUUUACCAGGGAACCUGAUUGGUAAACAUUUCAAUGAGGGAGGCACAAGGCCACAUUUUUUUCCUGUAUUUUGCUGUCAGGUUUGAUGGAACAUACUUUCCCACGCAAAGAGAGAAAUGGAGAACGGGGCAUUUAACAGAGCUUCAAAGCCACCCUCAGUUGAAUCAAAUCUCUGCCACUGGAGAAUGUCCUAAAUCAGUAAAGCUGCUGAUAAUGCGGUUAUGUGUGGCAGAAUCAGGAUGCCUCAUGGCUUUGAAGGGUCCUCGUGUGCAUCAUUGUGUGUCCGUGAAUUCCCCCUCGCACUACUGAAGCUCCCUGUUGGGGAAUUUUUUAUGCGACAAGGAAAGGCACACUGACUCACAUUACCUCAUGCACAAUGUGAACUACUGUUUAUUUGUCUGUAAUGGUUUGUUUUAUCACUGAAGUGAUUUUGAUUGAUUGAUUUAAGUAGAAUUUCAUAUCACUGGUAUCAGUGUUUUGUAUUUAUAUUUAUCUCUAGCCUAACUGGAAUAUUACACUGCUCAUGUCUGUACAUUCGGCUUUAUGUGAAAUUUAAAAAAAUAAAAAUACUCUGGUUGCGUGUAA
Molecule: messenger RNA, 2253 nt
Organism: Siniperca chuatsi (mandarin fish)
Lineage: Eukaryota; Metazoa; Chordata; Actinopteri; Centrarchiformes; Sinipercidae
Gene: tmem9
Product: transmembrane protein 9
Exons: 6
Coding region: 202-768 (188 amino acids)
Cellular component (GO): lysosomal membrane
Source: RefSeq, a predicted model, not a curated record